This is a messenger RNA of Naegleria fowleri, 492 nucleotides long. RefSeq lists its product as uncharacterized. NCBI's taxonomy places the organism in Eukaryota, Heterolobosea, Eutetramitea, Acrasida, Naegleriidae. The coding region runs from base 1 to 492 and encodes 163 amino acids. The transcript has a single exon. The record is from RefSeq and is a predicted model, not a curated record.
AUGGAUCGGAAGAAGGCAGUGGAGGGAGCAAACAACUCCAAUGUUGGAGCAUGUUUGAUUGAGGAAGAUAUGAAUCCGGUGGGUCCGAAACUGGGAACGUCGGAUCUCAAUUCAAGCAAAUUUGGAAAUGGUUUUCGUCGAAGACAACAAGAAGUAAUACAACAAGAUAAGGAACGAAAAGAAAACGAAGCCGUGUUGCAGCAGAGAAAGGAAAACCGAAGAGAGUAUAGAAAGGCUUUUCUCGAGCAAACAAAAUUUCAAACCAAAGUCAACAUCAUCACUGGAGAUAAUUUACCUGACGACACUCCGAAAUAUUCGAAAAAAGUUUUCGACCAUCAUAACCGAGACGAAAUAACAAAACCUUACGUUGAAAAGAGAAAUCCCAUUAAGGAAAAUAUAAUAGCCAACGAUGGUCUCCGAAAACCGAAAGAAUAUAGCGUGAAACAAUACUUUCAAGAUUAUUCCUCCUAUGAAACGAAUAAGCGUAUGUGA